Rotaria sordida is the source of this 345-nucleotide messenger RNA. The record is from the annotation of a GenBank genome assembly. Lineage: Eukaryota; Metazoa; Rotifera; Eurotatoria; Philodinida; Philodinidae.
AUGAAAUAUUUAUUAGAUGGACAUAUGUGGACAAAGUAUAUUCAUCAUUUAGAUUAUUCAUCGGAAUAUGGUACAGUUAAAUUACAUAAUAUACUUAUUGGUGAAAUAUGUCUUAUACAUCAUCAUAUUUUUAUCAUUCCAUUACAACAUAAUAUAAUGAUAACACAAAAUAAUCGUUUGAUCAUACAUACUAAUGAAAUUGAAAUAAAUAUUAUUGUUAAUCAACAAGAAAACUAUUUAAAUAAUCGUCAUAUUUAUUUUAUUGUUGAUAGUCAUAAACAAAAUGACUAUUCGAAUAUUUUAGUUCGAUCAAUUGAAUCAACUAAUAAAUGUGUUCUUUGUUAA